Molecule: messenger RNA, 7714 nt
Organism: Ectocarpus sp. CCAP 1310/34
Lineage: Eukaryota; Phaeophyceae; Ectocarpales; Ectocarpaceae
Source: the annotation of a GenBank genome assembly
AUGGGGCCCAAGGCGACCGACAUCCAGGGCGCGGCGCAAUCGUCGAGCUUCGCGGCAACCUCGUCUAUCUCAGCCACAGUGCGGGGACGUGGUGGUGACCUGGGCGGCGUCAGAGGCUUAAAGGCGAUUGCCGCGGCUGAGAGCACCGACGUCAUCUCCCCGCAGGGCGAGGAGGACAAGAUGGGGGAGUACAUCAAGAGCCGGGGUGGAUCUCUUCCUAUCCGAAAGAUUCUGAUCGCCAACAACGGUAUGGCGGGUACGAAGGCUAUCCUGUCAAUGCGGCAGUGGUGCUACCUAGAGCUGGGGGACGAGAAGGCCGUGGAGUUCGUCGCCAUGGCGACCCCGGAGGACCUUCUCGCGAACGCGGAGUUCAUCCGCCUGGCGGAUGCCAUCGUAGAGGUCCCUGGGGGAAAGAACAGCAACAACUACGCUAACGUCGACCUCAUCGUCGACACCGCCAUCAAACAGGGCGUGGACGCGGUGUGGCCCGGGUGGGGACACGCCUCGGAGAACCCCCAGCUGCCCACCCGCCUGACGGACAACGGCAUCAAGUUCAUUGGCCCCACCGCCCCGGUGAUGUCGGUCCUCGGGGACAAGAUCGCCGCGAACAUCCUCGCCCAGACCGCCAAGGUGCCGUCCAUCCCGUGGAGCGGUGACGGGCUGGAGGCCAAGCUGACUGAUGAGGGCACCAUCCCGGACGAGACCUUCCGGAAGGCUCAGGUGACCACCCUGGACGAAGCCCUAGCUGCCGCCAACCGCAUCGGCUACCCCGUGAUGGUGAAGGCCUCGGAGGGAGGCGGAGGAAAGGGCAUCCGGAUGUCGCACAGCGAUGAGGACAUGCGCUCUCACUUCGUGCAGGUUACCAACGAGGUGGUGGGCUCGCCCAUCUUCCUCAUGCAGCUGUGCUCCGGAGCGAGGCACAUCGAGGUGCAAAUCAUCGGAGAUGAGCACGGCCAGGCCGUCGCGCUCAACGGCCGCGACUGCUCCACGCAGCGCCGCUUCCAGAAGAUCUUCGAGGAGGGACCCCCCACGAUCGUGCCGCCGGCCAUGUUCAAGGAGAUGGAGCGCGCUGCGCAGAGGCUCACCCAGAACAUCGGCUACCGCGGCGCGGGGACGGUGGAAUACCUGUACAACCCUGAGUCCAACAGCUUCUUCUUCCUCGAGCUUAACCCUCGACUUCAGGUGGAACACCCCGUGACGGAAGGGCUCUCGCUGGCGAACCUGCCUUCGAUUCAGCUCCAGGUGGCGAUGGGCAUCCCCCUGAACGAGAUCCCCGACAUCCGCGGGUUCUACGGCAAGGCGGACCGGUACGGCCACGAUGCCAUCGACUUCAUGACCGAGGACUACGCUCCCAUCCGCAACCACAUCAUCGCGGCCCGCAUUACCGCAGAAAACCCGGACGAGGGCUUCAAGCCCACCUCGGGCACGAUCGAGCGAGUGAAGUUCCAGUCGACGUCCAGCGUGUGGGGUUACUUCUCCGUCGGGGCCAACGGCGGCAUCCACGAGUUCGCCGACAGCCAGUUCGGGCACCUCUUCGCCUCCGGAGCGACUCGCGAGGCCGCCCGCAAGAACCUCGUGCUGGCCCUCAAGGAGAUCGAGGUGCAAGGCGAGAUCCGCACGACUGUGGAGUACUUGGUGCAGCUUCUGGAGACGCCUGAGUUCAAGGAGAACAGCAUCGACACCUCUUGGCUGGACGGCCUCAUCGCUGCCAAGUCGGUGGGAGUGGAGUUCGAGGCGCACUCUGUGGUGACGUGCGCAGCUCUCUACAAGGCCUUCACUUUCUGCAAGCAGGAGAUGAAGCGCUACCUCGGUCAGCUUGAGAAGGGACAGACCGGUCUGAUCGGGCUGAAGGGCAUGAACAGGUUCCCCGUGGAGAUCUCGUAUGAAGGAGUCAAGUACUCCUUCACCGUACACAGGCAGGCGCCCGACGCCUUCACGCUCUCCAUCAACGGGCAGGACUUCCCCGUGAAGGUGCGCGAACAGAAGGACGGACGCCUGAUCGCCAACUUCCAGGGAACGAGCCGCCUCAUCUUCGGGCAGGAGGAGGCCAUGGGCCUGCGGCUGCAGCUCGACGGAAAGACCGUGGUUCUUCCCAACAUCUUUGACCCCAGCGAGCUGCGGUCGGACAUCACCGGAAAGGUCGUCCGGUUCCUCCAGGAGGACGGCGCGGACGUUGCCGCCGGGGAGCCUUUUGUGGAGGUGGAGGCGAUGAAGAUGAUCAUGCCGCUCAAGGCCACCGAGUCCGGAAAGAUAAACCACGAGAUGUCCCCCGGAUCCAUCAUCGCAGCCGGGGACCUCCUCGCCUCGCUGCAGCUUGCGGACCCCUCCCGCGUGAAGAAGAUCCUGCCCUUCACGGGGCAGCUGGACCUCAAGACCGCCGAUGCCGACGCUGGUGACGAUGUCGACAGCAUGAUCCAGAAGCUCGACAUGGCCAUGCAGGGCUUCGAGCUGGACUUCGAGCCCGUAGUGGCCCGGCUGUUCAACGUGUGCGAGGACGCGGCGAAGCUCGACCACGCCGUGCUCACCCUGGUGCAGAGGUACCUGUCUGUGGAGCUGCUGUUCGCCGGCAAGGCUAACGAGGACGCGGUCAUCGCCGACCUCAUCAAGGCCCACAAGGACGACCCCGAGUUUGUGGUCAACACGGAGCAGGCUCACCAGGCCCUCCCGUCGCGCACCCGGCAGCUGAACUCUUCUCUCCGCGCUCUCCUGCGCUUCGCCGACCAGACCGGCGAGUGGCGCCCUAGCGAGGAGCUGUCGGCGGGCUUGGAGGCGUUGUCGAAGCUGGAGGGACAGAUCUACGGAGAAGUGUCGAUUGAGGCGGGCAACAUCCUCCGCUUCGCCGAGGCCGCUCCCUUCGAGGGACGACUGUCUGCUCUCCGCAAGGAGCUCGGGUCGGUCAGCCCCGCCCAGCUGGCCGGUUCUCCAUCCCUCUCCGUCGGUGUGGACCUGCUGACGUCACUCUUCAACGAUGAGGACCCCGCAAUCCGUGCGGCCGCGCUGGAGACGUACAUGCGCCGGGUGUACCGCGCUCACGAGAUCCUGGACAUCUCGGUGGACACGAGCGGGGCGGAGAUGGUCGUGGACUGGUCCUUCCGCUUCAGGGACACUUCCCCGGACGAUUCGCCGAUCCGCUACGGGCACCUCUCCGUGCUCCCGGAUAUGGCGAGCCUGACCAGUGAAAAGGUGGCGGAGCUGACCAAGAUCAUCCAGGACGUGAAGGACGCGGACACGGGCAAGGGCACAGACGGGGAGGCGGUCAACGUCCUGCACGUGGCCCUUAUGAAGUCUCCGGAGUCGAUGGCGCACGAGGAAGGUGCCGUCGCCGACGUAAUCGCCCAAUGCGAAGCCGUCUUCCAGAGGAACCAGGCCGCCCUCAAGAACGCCGGCGUGCGCAUGGUGAGCCUCCUCUUCCAGACCGACGGCGCGAGGCAGCCCCGCUACCUCUCGUUCCGAGAGUGCAUGGACUACAAGGAGGACCCCGUCCGCCGCGACAUGCGCCCGUCCUUCCCCUACAUCUUCGAGCUGGGCCGGCUCGACGUGAACUACAAGCUCGAGCGCCUGCCCACCGUCGGCCGCAACAGCCAGAUCUACCUCGGCGUAGAGCGUGGCGGAGCGCUCAAGCGCGCCACCCCGCAGACUCUGUUCCUCAGGGCCAUCUCGCACCGCCCGGAGACGUACACCAUGGAAGGUGCUAACCAGGCUCUGCUGAUGGCCAUGGACGAGCUGGAGCGAGCGAUGCUCGACUCGAGGGUGAACCCGGCGUGCUCCUCCCGCAUCUUCCUGCACAUGAUGCCCGAGCUCAACGCCGUGCCCAGCGACGUGGUUGCGGAAUGGAAGAACGUCAUGGACACCAUGAUCUCGAGGCACGCGACCCGCCUGCUAAAGCUGCGGGUGGACGAGAUCGAGGUCAAGGCGCGCAUCUCUCCCGACGGGAGCAGCGGGAAAAUCACCCCGGUCCGCCUGAUGGCGAGCUCCAUGUCCGGCCAAUGGCUCCGCGUGGACGGCUUCCAAGAGUACCCCGACCCCAUCACCGGCGUCACGAAGCAGUGGUGCUCCCUCACUCAGGGAGGGGACAUCUGCAUGCUCAACCCCUACCCCGCCAGCAACUCCGUCCAGAUCCGCCGCGCCGCCGCCCGCCGCAUCGGCACGACAUACGCCCCUGACUUCCUGGGGCUCAUGGAAGUGGGACUGAUCGGCAUGUGGAGCGAGUUCCUGUCGGAGCUGAAGGACGCAGCUGGCGCCUCUGGUACCCCUGCCUUCACGUCCAUGCCUGGGCAGCUCUUCGAGUCGGACGAGCUGGUCCUACAGUCAGACGGCACCCUCCAGAAGCAGUUCCGGGUGGUCGGCACCAACAAGGUCGGCAUGCUCGCCUGGCACGUGAUGAUGCGGACGCCCGAGUACCCCGAGGGCCGCGAGAUCGUCAUCAUCGCCAACGACGUCACCUUCCAGUCCGGCUCCUUCGGAGUUGCCGAGGACGACUUUUUCCUGGCUGCCUCCGAGUACGCCCGCAAGCUGGGCCUCCCUCGCAUCUACAUCUCGUCCAACUCCGGGGCACGCAUCGGCCUCGUCGAGGAGCUCAAGCCCAAGUUCAAGGUGGCAUGGAAUGACGAGUCGAACCCCGCCCAGGGCUUCAAGUACCUGUACCUCAGCGCGGAAGACUACGAGGCUCUCGAGGAGGGCACCGUUAUCGCGCAGGAGGUGGUGGAGGGGGGAGAGAAGCGUUACGCGCUCACGGACAUCAUUGGGCAGGUGCACGGCAUCGGGGUGGAGAACCUUCGCGGUUCGGGCAUGAUCGCCGGGGAGACGUCUCGUGCCUACGACGAGGCAUUCACGCUGUCGUACGUCACCGGGCGCUCCGUGGGCAUCGGCGCUUACCUCGUCAGGCUUGGCCAGAGGACAAUCCAGAUGAGGAACGGCCCGAUCAUCCUGACCGGUUUCUCCGCCCUGAACAAGCUCCUUGGAAGGGAGGUGUACACCUCGCAGGACCAGCUGGGAGGACCCCAGGUAAUGCACCCGAACGGCGUGAGCCACCUGGAGGUUGGCAACGACCAGGAGGGCGUGGAUAGAAUCCUGCAGUGGCUGUCGUACGUGCCCAAGACCGCCGGUUCACUGCCGGUCGCCCGGCCCGUCACUGACCCCGUCGAGCGCGAGGUUUCGGUUUACCCGACGAAGGCGCCGUACGACCCGCGUGACCUUUGCCGCGGAAAGGUCGGCAGCGACGGUUCCAGCUGGGUGCCCGGGUUCUUCGACCGCGGUUCUUACCAGGAGUACCUUAGCGGGUGGGGCAAGUCGGUCGUCGUUGGAAGGGCGAGGAUCGGCGGUAUCCCCAUGGGCGUCAUCAACGUGGAGACUCGCCUCAGCGAGCAGAUCAUCCCCGCGGAUCCUGCCAACCCCGACUCGAGAGAGGUUAUCCAGGCCCAAGCCGGACAGGUGUGGUUCCCGGACUCUGCCUACAAGACGGCCCAGGCGAUCAACGACUUCAACCGUGGGGAGAACCUACCCCUCAUGAUCUUCGCAAACUGGCGCGGAUUCAGCGGCGGGACUCGCGACAUGUAUGGCGAGAUCCUCAAGUUCGGCGCGCAGAUCGUGGACGCCCUGGUGGCCUACAAGCACCCGGUGUUCGUGUACAUCCCGCCCAACGGAGAGCUGAGGGGGGGAGCCUGGGUGGUUAUCGACCCCACCAUCAACGAUCAGGCUCGUGCUCACCGUGUGAUGGAGAUGUACGCCGACGCGGAGUCGCGGGGCGGCAUCCUGGAGCCUCCGGGCAUCUGCGAGGUUAAGUUCAGGGCCGCCGACCAGAUCACCAAGAUGCACGAGCUGGACCCUAUCCUUCAGGGGCUGGACGGCGACGUGCCGAUGGCGGGAUCGGAGGAGGACGAGCAGGCCCUCAAGAAGCAGAUCAAGUCUCGCGAAAACGCGCUCUUGCCCAUGUACCUCCAGGUCGCUCACGAGUUCGCGGACCUGCACGACCGGUCCGGGCGCAUGAAGGCCAAGGGUGUGGUGCGCGACAUCCUGGAGUGGAAGACCUCCCGCGAGUACUUCUACUGGAGGGUGAAGCGCCGCCUGGCCGAGAACGGCGUCCGCAAGAUGUUCAAGGACGCCGACCCUUCCAUGUCCUUCGACGACACCACCAAGCUCAUGCAGUCGCUCUGCCCUGACUGGGAAAACGACAAGGCCGUGCUGGACUGGGUCGAGUCGGACCAGUCUUCCCUCAAGGAGUACCUCGCCGGCCUCCGCAGCGACGCGGUCCGGAGGGAUGUCGCCGCUAGCCUCUCAACGCUCACCCCGGAGCAGAAGGCCAAGGUGUUGGAAGGCCUCUAAGGCUAAAGCCGACCCUUGGUGUUUUCUCGUGGUACGUAGAUCUUGCUUUUUUAUUGUUUCUGCGGUGUCUUCCGUUCCGAAACCCCGUUGGUUACAUUCACGAGAAAGUCUUAGAGGUGUGCAUUUGCUUGGGGUGAUUGGUCGAGAAUGGCGUGUUCGGCUUCGACCUCACGCCGCGUGAUCCUGGACGGCAUGGUCCGGUAGGCAGGGGGCUCUCAUAGCCGUGCAUGCGGUACCGCAGUAAUCGCUAGACCGCUAUUGACCUCGCAUCCCUAUAAAUCUGGAUGAGCACGCCAGGUUUCCACCCGAACAGACUAGCACACCGCCAAGACAGACUAGCACAUACCCAAGACGGGGGGAGGAGUUAGACGGCCCUUGUUAGGUUGUAGUGUAGCGUGUGCGAGAGUUCGCUUCCACGGGAGGCUGGCAUUGUGGCAGCAGGCCCAAGAGGAAAGGAGGGGGGGUUCGAGAUGGGUCGGCCAUCUGGCCACAGGGUUGCUUCGCGAGCGGGAGCCGGUUGGGGCGGGCGCCCGUCAUGGCGUUGGCUGUCGUGGUGGAGGUGGAUGUUUGUUGGUCGAGUGGGGUUGUUGGUCCACCCAUCAGCGGGUUUUAGUUUGAGAGAGGCGGCGCCUGUUGUUUCGGUUUGUGCGGUGGACGGGCUGCUCUCUUCGAAAAAGUGACCCCGCCCGUAGUCGAUUAUACCGGUCUUUUUUUUUUUUCUGGUCUGGAACCAGAGCACCCGCGGCCACCCUGGGGGGUGGCGUGCUUGUCGUCUUGUUUUGGUAUGUUUGUGUUGGGGGUGCGUUCCAUAUCUCGCCAUCUGUCAGCCCUGGUCUCUGCUUAGGGUUAUUAGUCGUUAUUUUUUGUCUCUUUGACAUUUAAUCUUUCCUCCGAUUGGAAAAGCGGCGGGGGAUUGGGGGGCUACUGCCGAACGCAACAUCAUUUUUUUUGUGUGUGUGUAUUGGCUCGAUUGUUCUGGCUUUUUCCGCAGUGGUAGGGGUGCAAACGAAACUACUCGCGGUUGGAUAAUUGGUGUCCAGUGGCUCCAUUUGUCUUUUUCCGAACGCAAGAGGGCAGGUUGCUCUCGCUUCCCAGCUAUCUCUCUCUCUCUCUUGGUCGGUCGCCACCUUUAAGUGCGCCUCACACUGGGACCAAAGUUCCGGGGGAACGAACCGGUAGAAAUUCCGCCGCGUUUUCCGGUAUUGAAGGAGGGGCCGGCCGGUCCCCAAGCCGCGCCACACGAGGGGGAAUUAUUGUAAACUUUUUUGUGCCGGAUUUGGUGAGUGCCUUGUUGCAUCCACCGCCUGGACGGAGAGGGGGCGCUCCAGCAAUGCUCUUCGAUCGAGGCUGUGUUUGCGGGCCGCGGGGGUGGGGGGCUAGGUUAGAACCUGAG